UCCAGUUGUUUGUGGAGCUGGGGGUGAGCAUCAACCAGGGUGACUCUCAGGGACUGACUGCACUCCACAUAGCCUGCUCUCACACCUACAUCCAUCUGGCCGGCCUGCUGAUUAAAGCCAGAGCUAAUGUCAAUGCCCGCACACACCAGAACCACACGCCCCUCCAUCUGGCCGCUAUGAGAGGAAACAGUGAGUUGGUGGAAUUGCUCCUGUCCCAUCGUGCAUGUGUAGACACCUUGGAUGAUGACAAUCGCACAGCUCUCCACUAUGCUGCUGCCUCAGGCAAUGCUGAUUUGGUGGAGUUGCUGCUGUCUGCUGGUGCUGACCCUUCAUUACUUGACAAUAUGGGCAACACACCCUUGCAUUAUGCUGUGGACGUAAGUGGAAUGCCAGCUCAUGUUGUGCGGCAGCUGGCUUCAGCCCAUCCACCUGCUGUGGGAAUAACUAACCGCAGCACAGAGACGCCCCUUCACAUUGCUGUCCGUAAUGGCAGAUGUGAUGCAGAGAGUGUUCUUCAAGCAGCAUUAGAGUAUGGAACAAAGGGGCAAUACGACUUCCUUGGGUCAUACUCCGUUGCACCUUGCUGGAGGGAUGCCACCUGGGGGCUGUGUGUUCUUUCUUCUUGCCGCUUGGUGCUCGUACUAAGCGCCUCAUUCAUGUAUGGUGGCGUGAUUGAGUGCAAGUACAGGACUCAGGAGGAAUCGAGCCUGCUUCAUGAUGCUACAAGACAGCCCCCAAAACUGUCAAGUGUGUGUCGCCGAGCACUCACACUUCACUUGGGUCCUGCAUCUCUCUUGGCUCUGUCCAAAACCACUUUACCUACCACAUGGCGGGACUUCCUCACAUACAAGUCUGUUAACAUUUAG
Messenger RNA from Penaeus vannamei (Pacific white shrimp), 866 nucleotides. Lineage: Eukaryota; Metazoa; Arthropoda; Malacostraca; Decapoda; Penaeidae. The record is from RefSeq and is a predicted model, not a curated record.